Staurois parvus is the source of this 369-nucleotide messenger RNA. NCBI's taxonomy places the organism in Eukaryota, Metazoa, Chordata, Amphibia, Anura, Ranidae. The record is from the annotation of a GenBank genome assembly.
AUGGGGCCCCCGGGCAAUAGGGGAUCAUGGGGCCCCUGUGUCCUUGCCCAAACUCAAAAAAGCCUAUGAAAAAGAAGGGAGUUCCCUGUAAGAAGGCAUCCUUACCCACUCAUCCCUUAAAGGGACCUCUGGCUACCUGGAUCCACUUACUCUUUGCUGGGCUCACAACCAGGGGUGGACUGACAACUCAUGGGGCCUCCGGGCAAUAGGGGAUCAUGGGGCCCCUGUGUCCUUGCCCAAACUCAAAAAAGCCUAUGAAGAAGGUACCAGGGGCAUCUCAUGGGGCCCCCUACUGACCCCGGGCCCUCGGGCAGUGCCCGAGUUUCCAAAUGGUCAGUCUGCCCCUGCUCAUAACACCAUUACUCUGAG